CCGGCAGCGCCAGCCAUGUCGAUGCUGCCGUCGUUUGGUUUUACGCAAGAGCAAGUGGCGUGCGUGUGCGAGGUUCUGCAGCAAGGCGGGAACCUGGAACGCCUGGGCAGGUUCUUGUGGUCGCUGCCCGCCUGCGAUCACCUGCAUAAGAACGAGAGCGUGCUCAAGGCCAAGGCGGUGGUCGCCUUCCACCGCGGCAACUUCCGCGAGCUCUACAAGAUCCUGGAGAGCCACCAGUUCUCGCCCCACAACCACCCCAAACUGCAGCAGCUGUGGCUGAAAGCGCACUACGUGGAGGCCGAGAAACUUCGCGGCCGACCCCUGGGUGCCGUGGGCAAAUAUCGGGUACGCCGAAAAUUCCCGCUGCCGCGAACCAUCUGGGAUGGCGAGGAGACCAGCUACUGUUUCAAGGAGAAGUCGCGGGGCGUGCUGCGGGAGUGGUACGCGCAUAACCCCUACCCCUCGCCGCGGGAGAAGCGGGAGCUGGCCGAGGCCACCGGCCUCACCACCACCCAGGUCAGCAACUGGUUUAAGAACCGGAGGCAAAGAGACCGGGCCGCCGAGGCCAAGGAAAGGGAGAACACUGAAAACAAUAACUCCUCCUCCAACAAGCAGAAUCAACUCUCUCCUCUGGAAGGGGGCAAGCCGCUCAUGUCCAGCUCAGAAGAGGAAUUCUCACCUCCCCAAAGUCCAGACCAGAACUCGGUCCUUCUGCUACAGAGCAAUAUGGGCCACGCCAGGAGCUCAAACUAUUCUCUCCCCGGCCUCACGGCCUCCCAGCCCAGCCACGGCCUGCAGGCUCAUCAGCACCAGCUCCAGGACUCUCUACUGGGCCCACUCACCUCCAGUCUGGUGGACUUGGGUUCCUAAGUGGGGAGGUACUGGGGCCUUGAAGGGGGUGGCGACAACUGGGGACACUUGUACAUAGAAGUCAGGAACAACUUCGCAGCUUGUUUCUGGGGUUCUUUGCGCAUAAAGGAAUGACGGGCUUUCACAAACGUCUUUUUAAAAAUUACAACCAAGAGCGAUCUCAGUCCAGCAUAGGCCCCCUCCUCUCUCUUAAUGCUCUUCGCAUUUCCCCUCCCACUGAAAGGUCAGGAGACCAAAGCACCUCGUCUUGGUCCUAGGCAACCCAGGCAUCCAUUUC
Molecule: messenger RNA, 1147 nt
Organism: Peromyscus eremicus (cactus mouse)
Lineage: Eukaryota; Metazoa; Chordata; Mammalia; Rodentia; Cricetidae
Product: homeobox protein SIX1
Exons: 2
Coding region: 16-870 (284 amino acids)
Biological process (GO): regulation of transcription by RNA polymerase II
Cellular component (GO): nucleus; transcription regulator complex
Molecular function (GO): DNA-binding transcription factor activity, RNA polymerase II-specific; RNA polymerase II cis-regulatory region sequence-specific DNA binding
Source: RefSeq, a predicted model, not a curated record